Messenger RNA from Carassius carassius (crucian carp), 2253 nucleotides. RefSeq names its product glycogen synthase kinase 3 alpha b (gene gsk3ab). Lineage: Eukaryota; Metazoa; Chordata; Actinopteri; Cypriniformes; Cyprinidae. Gene Ontology annotation, biological process: extrinsic apoptotic signaling pathway in absence of ligand; regulation of neuron projection development; negative regulation of TOR signaling. The record is from RefSeq and is a predicted model, not a curated record. Gene Ontology annotation, molecular function: protein serine/threonine kinase activity; ATP binding. The transcript has 10 exons. Bases 224 to 1546 code for a protein of 440 amino acids. Gene Ontology annotation, cellular component: cytosol; axon; cytoplasm.
AUUACCCAGAAAACAAUGCGCGUAGAGCGUCGCUGUGCGUCAGCUCUAGUUGCCCAGCCACAGAGAAAGAAAGAGGAGGCGCACAGUUUGCUAUUGAUAGAAUAGUUCAGCAAUCUUAUAUUAUUUUUAACGAUUAUUAUAGUUUAAAUUGACAUAUCCACUACGCGCCUGGACCAGUCUACAGGCACAGUUUACCCCUGCUCUGGCACACCUGCAACCCGAAAUGAGCGGCAGCGGGCGGCCCAGGACUAGCUCGUUUGCUGAGCCUCCAGGGGUCCCGGGAGCCGCUGCAGCCGCCGCCGGAUCAGCCGUCGCGGGCGGAAGCUCUUCAGGAAAGACGGGGGGCGCGCAGGCCUCAGGCGGGAGUUCGUCUGGUUUCGGAAACCUAAAGUUGGGCAGGGAUAGUGGGAAAGUAACAACGGUAGUAGCCACACCAGGGCAGGGUCCGGACCGUCCUCAGGAGGUCUCGUACACAGACAUCAAGGUGAUCGGGAAUGGCUCGUUUGGAGUGGUGUACCAGGCUCGACUCAUCGACAGCCAGGAGAUGGUGGCCAUAAAGAAGGUGCUUCAGGAUAAGAGGUUUAAGAACCGUGAGCUACAGAUAAUGAGGAAGUUGGACCACUGUAAUAUUGUCAGGCUACGCUACUUUUUCUACUCCAGUGGAGAAAAGAAAGAUGAAGUGUAUCUAAAUCUGGUCCUUGAUUUUGUACCAGAAACCGUGUACAGGGUUGCACGCCACUUCAACAAGUCCAAGACCACCAUCCCCAUUAUCUAUGUCAAAGUGUAUAUGUAUCAGUUAUUUCGCAGUCUGGCAUAUAUUCAUUCCCAAGGCGUCUGCCAUAGAGACAUAAAGCCACAGAAUCUCCUGGUGGACCCAGACACAGCUGUACUCAAGCUGUGUGACUUCGGCAGUGCAAAACAGUUAGUUCGUGGGGAGCCCAAUGUGUCAUACAUCUGUUCGCGGUAUUACCGCGCUCCCGAGCUAAUAUUUGGAGCCACGGAUUACACAUCCAACAUUGAUAUCUGGUCAGCUGGCUGUGUAUUAGCAGAGCUGCUUCUGGGACAGCCCAUAUUCCCCGGUGACAGUGGAGUGGACCAGCUAGUGGAGAUCAUCAAGGUUUUGGGGACCCCGACAAGAGAGCAGAUCCGAGAGAUGAACCCCAACUACACAGAGUUUAAAUUCCCACAGAUCAAAGCACACCCUUGGACGAAGGUGUUUAAGCCGAGGACCCCUCCUGAAGCCAUCUCAUUGUGUUCUCGUCUGUUGGAGUACACACCGGUGACGCGGCUCUCUCCGCUGGAGGCCUGUGCACAUGCCUUCUUUGACGAGCUGCGCCAGCCGAAUGCCCGUCUGCCUAAUGGCCGAGAACUUCCCCAACUCUUCAACUUCAGCCCUGUGGAGCUGUCUAUCCAACCACAGUUGAACUCCAUUCUCAUUCCUCCCCAUGCUCGCUCGCAGACGACACCUGCCUCACACGAGGGCAGCAGUUCAGAAGGUCCAGCCCAGUCUAGCUCAGCACCGGGACCCCUGAGCAACAACACCUAAUUGUUCCCUUGGCAUUAAUGCGACAUUAUCACCCCUUUCUCCUCAUCCCUUCUUUCUCAUUCCUCUCUCCUUCCCAAAAGCAGCUCCAAUCAGUCUCUCUCUCACACGCUCUCGCUCUCAAACACACAAGUAUGCACACUCGUCACCUCGUUUUACGCGUCGUCAUGAUGAAAGAAGUGUGUAAUGCGCAGAUUAAUGUCGUCAAUCAUCACAGGAGGAGAUAAUGAGGUCGAUUUAAAUUUAGUGUGAUGAUUGUCAUGUUUCGGUUUAAAGACUGGGAAGGGCCUCUUAGGGCACAUGUGCCCCCUAGUGGCAUGAAGAGCACCGCACAGUUACUGCUCUCUGCCUCUUGUACCAUCCUUUUGACUUUUAAACAAUAUGUGGAGCUCAUUUAAAUUUAAUUUUGCUCUUAAAGUGAUACGUUUUAACUUUCUUUAGGAGUUCUUGCACAAAGCAAGGACUACGAUGGGUUUUAUGAAGCAGCGAGCGUGAGAUGUCAGAGUUAGCGUGUCAGGAUGUGCUGUUUCUCUUUGCAGAGAUGAAAAUGGGUGUCUUUGUGCGAAAUGUCAAUUUUAAGUAAUCAUUGCAAAUUUUUUGUUUUAAUUUCUUUUAAGGAGAGUAUGUGGAGAAGUCGAGACAAGGUUUAUCUGGGUUUAUUGUCAGUUUCAUUGUAAAACGUGCUUUUGCUAAUUUUUUUUUUUCUCACA